AUCGAGGGCAAAUGAGAGCUCAUCGGCUAGUAUAGUAUACAUCUUGACUCGACAUAUUUAUUUAUAGUGAUAUAUUUUUCCUUCCUUGAUGCAGAAAAUAUAUUUUGUUUAUCAUAUAUCCACGUAGCUCUCUCGCCCCACACCCUCACCCUAUUCUACUACGGUACACCCUCCCUCUUCCACUGCACAUAGAUGUAAUGUUAGUAUCAGCGUUUUUUCCAAUAACCGAUGUCUGUGUGCAUCCCGCCUCCCUGCGCUCUCAAAUAGAUGGUGCAAGUCAAAAUGUCCAAAUCGUCCGCAGACCCACUGCCUGGUGUCGAAACAGGCUCACAGUCUCACAAUUUUCAGCUGCCCAGGAAGUUGCCUAAGAGGAAAAGUCGGUUCAAACGUUCAGAUGGCAGCACGUCCUCAGACACCACCUCCAGCUUCAUCAAAAGACAGGGGUCGGCUGAUUCGUACAACAGUAGACCGUCGGACUCCGACCUGUCAGCGGAGGAGGACCGCGAGGCGUAUCGGCGUGAAGCCGAGCGCCAGGCCCAGCUCCAGCUCGACAGAGCUAAGUCUAAACCUGUAGCGUUUGCGGUGAAGACCAACGUGGCUUUCUGUGGGGCUCUGGAUGAGGACUGUCCCGUUCAAGGAGCUGCAAUCAACUUCGAAGCCAAAGACUUCCUGCACAUUAAGGAGAAGUACAACAAUGAUUGGUGGAUUGGUCGUCUGGUGAAGGAGGGGGCAGACAUCACCUUCAUCCCCAGCCCUUUACGCCUGGAGGCUAUGAGACUCAAACACGAGCAAAGGAAAAGAGGGGGGAACUCUUCCUCCAGUCUGGGUGACAUGGUGUCUGGGAGCUGGAGGACAACGCCGCCAUCUGGUGACAAACCGAAGCAAAAGCAGGAACACAUUCCUCCGUAUGACGUGGUCCCGUCUAUGCGGCCGGUGGUCUUAGUGGGGCCGUCACUGAAGGGGUAUGAGGUAACAGAUAUGAUGCAGAAAGCUCUGUUUGACUUCCUGAAACACAGGUUCGACGGACGAAUCUCCAUCACACGCGUUACGGCAGACCUAUCUCUGGCCAAGAGAUCUGUGCUCAACAAGAGGCCAAUCAUGGAGAGAUCCAAUACUCGCUCCAGCCUGGCCGAGGUCCAGAGUGAGAUAGAGAGGAUAUUUGAGCUGGCCAAAACCCUCCAGCUGGUGGUUCUGGAUGCAGACACCAUCAACCACCCGGCCCAGCUAGCCAAGACUUCCUUGGCCCCUAUCAUUGUAUACGUCAAAGUGUCCUCGCCAAAGGUGCUCCAGAGGCUGAUCAAGUCCCGGGGGAAGUCUCAGAGCAAACACCUGAAUGUCCAGAUGAUGGCCGGAGACAAACUGUCUCAAUGCCCCCCUGAGAUGUUUGAUGUCAUUUUGGAUGAGAACCAAUUGGAGGAUGCGUGUGAGCACUUGGCUGAAUACCUAGAGGUGUACUGGCGCGCCACUCAUCUUCCCGACACCACCCCCAUCAACCCGCUAUUAGAGCAGAACCUCAUGACCCCGCCCUCAGCCAACUCUAGCCUACAGACCCAGAAUAAGAACCAGCCCCCAGUGCAGCACAGCAGUGUGGGGGUGGAGGGUGAGGAGGUGGAGGCCCACUCCCCUCUGGAGCAGGACAGCCUGAUGCCGUCUGAAGAAGGCAGCGACUCCCUCUCCCGCGGCCUCCUUGGGGGCCCACGCCUCCGGGGAGACGAGGAGGACGAGGAGCUGGUGGAGGAAUUAGAAGAGGAACUAGAUGAGGAGGAUGAGUUUGAGUCCCCUUGCCACGCCCAAACUUACAGGGACAGGUACCCCCCUCACCGCGGUCACCGCGGGGGCGUCCACAGCACCAACGGGCAUGAAUCACAGGACAGGCUGCUCCAGCGCGAUGCCCAGCAGGGGCACAACCAGCGCAACAACUGCCAACGCAGCCGCCCCUGGCCCCGAGACAACUACUGACAUUUCUAACGUACCCUGGCCCCAAGACAACUACUGACAUCUCUAACGUACCCUGGCCCCAAGACAACUACUGACAUCUCUAGCAUACCACUGGCCCCGAGACAACUACUGACAUCUCUAGCAUACCACUGGCCCCGAGACAAUUACUGACAUCUCUAACAUACCCCUGGCCCCAAGACAACUACUGACAUCUCUAACGUACCACUGGCCCCGAGACAACUACUGACAUCUCUAACGUACCCCUGGCCCCAAGACAACUACUGACAUCUCUAACGUACCCCUGGCCCCAAGACAACUACUGACAUCUCUAACGUACCCCUGGCCCCAAGACAACUACUGACAUCUCUAACCUACCCCUGGCCCCAAGACAACUACUGACAUCUCUAACGUACCCCUGGCCCCAAGACAACUACUGACAUCUCUAACAUACCCCUGGCCCCAAGACAACUACUGACAUCUCUAACGUACCCCUGGCCCCAAGACAACUACUGACAUCUCUAACGUACCCCUGGCCCCAAGACAACUACUGACAUCUCUAAAGUACCCCUGGCCCCAAGACAACUACUGACAUCUCUAACGUACCACUGGCCCCAAGACAACUACUGACAUCUCUAAUGUACCCCUGGCCCCAAGACAACUACUGACAUCUCUAACGUACCCCUGGCCCCAAAACAACUACUGACAUCUCUAGCAUACCCCUGGCCCCAGACAACUACUGACAUCUCUAACGUGCCACUGGCCCCAAGACAACUACUGACAUCUCUAAAGUACCCCUGGCCCCAAGACAACUACUGACAUCUCUAAUGUACCACUGGCCCCAAGACAACUAGCUAUACCCAAACUACAACUUUGGCCACAAGACACCCACUUGUACACAAUAAGUGUACCCCUUGUCCCCAACCACUCACCCUAACUAUGGAAACAAUGUAGUACCAAUUGUCCCCAAAACAAUUACUGACUGCUGUGCACAUUACCACCUUCUACAAUCACACACUUCCAGGCUUACGGUUUUACUCAUUCUGAUUAGCUGGGGUCAUGUUAAUCAGAUAAAAGGCUAUACGUCAACAGGGCUACUCACCUCCACAAUAGCAAGCUAUAACUACUGGCUGUAGGUCAAGUCAAAUGUUAAGAUUCUUUGCAUAAGGUUUCUCUAUUUUAGAAUGACACAUUUACUGGCCUUAAAUCCCUAAGACGUUUAUGUAUCUUUAUUAUUGCAUGUAUGAUUAUUUUAGGACUAUUUGCACAUUAUGGUCAGAACAGGAACCAUAGGCUCUUUCUGGAUAAACAAAAGUAGGAAUGUCUACAUUUUACUUAUCUGCUAUGGGAAAUAGUAAUGCAUCCGAAUAUAUAUUGUACAUAUUGAAUGGGCACCUGGUUAUAAUCAACUUGGUCUCAGAGCAUUUAGUAUUAUUCUGUAUGUAAAUCUUGGACACUCAAUUAAGUAUAUGUUACGUUUCACAUGGUAUGUACUAAUUUGUGAAUGUCAAUCAGUCAUUUCAUAUGAUAUGUGUCAAUUACAAUUCAUAUGAUAUGUUACAAAUCUGCAAAAUGUACAAUAUGUUGAGAAUUUGCAAAACGUACAAUAUGUUACGAAUUCCAAUUAGUUGUGGCUAAUGUUAGCUAGGUGGCUAACGUUAGCUACACUAGGGGUUAGGGUUAGGAGAUAGGUUAACAGGUUAGGGGACGGGUUAGCUAAAAGAGUUAAGGCUAGGCUUAUUGUUCAAGGAAGGGUUAGCUAGGUGGCUAACGUUAGCUACACUAGGGGUUAGGGUUAGGAGAUAAGAUAACGGGUUAGGGGAAGGGUUAGCUAAAUGAGUUAAGGUUAGGCUUAUUUUUCAAGGAAGGGUUAGCUAAGUAGUUGCAAAGUAGCUAAAAAGUAGUAGUUGCUAAUUAGCUAAAAUUGCCAGUGAUGAGAUUCACGCAACCUUUGGGUUGCUAGACAUUCGCGUUAUAUGCCCACUCAUCCACUCUGCUCAAUCACUCAUCGUUUUUUGCCUUUAGUAACCUUCUGUCUUAUGUAACCAUACCAAACAUAACAUACUAAUUUGAGUGUCCUGGAUUUACAUUGACUAUGUUAUGUCUAGUCUAUGAGACCAGGCUGUUAUAAGUAUUUAUAUUUUGGGGUUUAUUUAAUUUUGUCAGUAUGGACUUCUUCCUGAUUUCAGUUCAGAUAGUUUUCACUGAGAAGAUGAUGAAUGUUUUGUGAGAGGCACAGGUACGCAGGCCUCGAUACGGUGAUCUGUAUGUUAGUGCGGUAAAGCUGCAGUAUAUUCACAUAUCUUGUUUCUGUCAUUACACAUAUCACACAGAAUAUCACCAUGAGUUAUGAAGGGAAUGUAACAAAUCAAUAUUACUCUUAACACACACACACACACAGACAAGCAAACAUCCGUGGAGGCUGCUGAGGGGAGGACGGCUCAUAAUAAUGGCUGGAAAGGAGCAAAUGGAAUGGCAUCAAACACAUGGAAACAUGGAAACAUUAAGGUGCCACCAACCUCCUGUGGCACACAGAGGCACAUGCAAGCAGACACACACACACACACACACACACAAAUUCAGGCAUCAAAAUAAUGCAAUAUCGCAUGCCUUUUUUACGACUCCAGCUGCCCCUAGUGGUGGGCUGAUCUCACUCCUUCCUCUGAUUGUCCUCCAGUUGUGGAGCACAUUUUUUAUUGUAGCAUCCGCACAACGUCCCUUUCACACUCACUUAUAUGAGUCUCCAAACACCAGGCAAGAGAGAGAGAGAGCACUUCAUACCAAGCACAACCUAUUCAGUGUUUGUCAGACACAUUCAGCACAUAGCAUCUCCUCUGAACCCCUUUGUUUCAACUGUCUCUAUACUGUAUGUGUACUGCAGUUUUACUGUCAACCUCACGAAGCAGAUCCACAAGUCUACCUAUAUCGGAAGGUUUUUGAUCCAACCAAUCACUUAUUCGUGCUCAACUGAUCACUACAUUCAUUGGCUAAUUAUGUGUGGAACUUGUGAUGUGGUCUCCUGGAUUUCGAAAGGACUCACAGCUAUAGCAACUGUGACAUGAUACCAUAUACCUGCGUGGUUAGUCUAUGAACCGAUCAGUUGGGCAUAUUGUGGAACAAAGAUCUGCAUGAACAGGGUCCCUGCAGACCAUGUCUGGGGACUAACUGGUCUACUGCUUCCAUGUCUAAUAAGCAACUUUAUAGUGUUCUGUAUUAUUUGAAAAAUCACAGCAUGAUUGAAAAAAAUAAGAAAAUAAUUCUAUGCAAGUGUUGCAUGAAACCUGAUUGUUUCUUUUUGCAGUUCUUCUACACUUUUAAUGCAUCGAUUCUGAUUCUCCUCGUUAUUUCUUAGUAAUAUUCUUGUCGACGAUUCUGUUUGUAAAAAGGCAGUCACUCCUCGAGUUACAAAUUAACCACAAUUAAUUAACCAUUUAAAAAGCAGAAUGCAUCUCAAAUAUGGAGUAACCUGACUAUAACGGAGAAUAAUGAAACAUAGAUUAAAAUUACAACAUUAAUGAAUAAGGAGAAGUGUGGGUACAGGUGCCGACACUUGUAUUCACUAGAAACGGAAAACGGAAAACUGUUGAGUAUUUUCUUCCCCCAGAAUUCUCUCUUAACGAUACAAACAAAAAGGCAGAUUUUUUGUUAAUUGCACAAAAUGUUUUACUUUAUGUGUGUUCUAUUGAGCACAGUUUGGAUUGGCUCUGAAGCUAUUUAUUCCCACCUGCUCCUCGACGACCUAUCAGAGAGAGGGAUUGAGCGACUUGCUAAAUGCAGCCUUGCAAGUCUUCGCUCACUUAAGAGAUUUUCACUGUACUUUAGAGGAAUGUGACUUUCAAAGCGGACCAAUGUAGUAAUUGACAAUGAAAAGGUUUUUCGAUUUAUGAAGCACAAUUUAUACAAGGGUUAUAGUUUAGUUUGUCUUAUAUUCUGUAUGCAAUACAAAGCCUAACAUUGAAAGAGUUAAAAACGCCUUAACCCUUCUGAACUUUCUCUUUUUUUGUGUAAGUAGAAGAAAAACCCAUUGCACUAAUUUUGUUUUUUUGAUGGUUGCUUUGUAAUGCAAUAACUGCACUAAAUUAUAACCAUGUAUCUAUUCACCGGACUCAAUCACAGUGUGCUAGCGUGACCCGACGCUCCUUUCCUCAAUUUCUGAGACGAAGAAAAAAAGAAAGAUUUCCUGCCUGUCGCUGUAUAGAAUGCUUUCUAUUUAAGAAUAUAUUAGUAAAAAUGCUAAGUAAAAUAAAACAAAGUAAAAUAAACAUUACAUUUUAUGUACUUUUAAUGCU
Oncorhynchus kisutch (coho salmon) is the source of this 6224-nucleotide messenger RNA. RefSeq names its product calcium channel, voltage-dependent, beta 3a (gene cacnb3a). The transcript has 14 exons. Gene Ontology annotation, cellular component: voltage-gated calcium channel complex. Gene Ontology annotation, biological process: calcium ion transmembrane transport. The coding region runs from base 268 to 1959 and encodes 563 amino acids. The record is from RefSeq and is a predicted model, not a curated record. NCBI's taxonomy places the organism in Eukaryota, Metazoa, Chordata, Actinopteri, Salmoniformes, Salmonidae. Gene Ontology annotation, molecular function: protein binding; voltage-gated calcium channel activity.